Messenger RNA from Botrytis sinoallii, 345 nucleotides. RefSeq lists its product as uncharacterized. Bases 1 to 345 code for a protein of 114 amino acids. The transcript has a single exon. NCBI's taxonomy places the organism in Eukaryota, Fungi, Ascomycota, Leotiomycetes, Helotiales, Sclerotiniaceae. The record is from RefSeq and is a predicted model, not a curated record.
AUGCAGCCAUCAUUAUCAAAGUUACCUCGACCAGCAUUCGCCCAUUGUUCGGACACAACUCAAGGCGCCAAUCAAGCUCUUAUCUUCUUCGCCCAUCAUAAUAAUUUCACCGAAUUUCCCGAAGGAAUCAACUGUAUCGCAAGCAAACCGAUGGAGACGACAGACGACCAAUAUAAUGUUGGUGCAUGGGCAAUGAUGUCUCUUCUCCUCUUAAUAUUCGUAUCGAUUCUUCUCAGUCGUAAUACCGUCAUCAUAUCUGAGUCCUGGUCAGAUUCCGAAGAUGACUUGUUGGUAACGGAAGAAGAGAGUGUCCCAUUACUGGCGCAGGAGGAGAAAAGUGUUUAG